Messenger RNA from Pseudovirgaria hyperparasitica, 718 nucleotides. RefSeq lists its product as uncharacterized. Gene Ontology annotation, molecular function: hydrolase activity, hydrolyzing N-glycosyl compounds. Gene Ontology annotation, biological process: cytokinin biosynthetic process. Lineage: Eukaryota; Fungi; Ascomycota; Dothideomycetes; Acrospermales; Acrospermaceae. The transcript is spliced from 2 exons. Bases 29 to 718 code for a protein of 229 amino acids. The record is from RefSeq and is a predicted model, not a curated record. Gene Ontology annotation, cellular component: cytosol.
CACUCAUUACCGUUGACGGGCAUGUAAGAUGAGUCCUGCAGCGUUCCCAGAGACGGCAACCAACGGCCCAACAGCUAGACCAGAAGAAGGAGCGAGAAAAGCCACCCGAAAGCCAUUCACUUUGUGUGUGUUCUGUGGCUCCAGCUCGGGCAACUCUCCUCAGUUCGAGACCGCGGCAGAAGAUCUUGCCAAGGUAAUGCAUGCGCAGGGUUGGUCUCUGGUCUACGGAGGUGGAAGUCGGGGUCUGAUGGGGAGCCUGGCAAGGUCUCUCGUGCAGCUUUCUGGCCCCAGAUCAGUCCACGGCGUCAUACCUAGGGCACUGAUCACCACAGAGCGUGGGGUGGACAGACCCCUGGAACAGGAGUAUGGUCACACGACAUUAGUAUCGACCAUGCACGAGCGAAAGGCGAUUAUGGCCAAGGAGGCCGAUGCGUUUGUUGCUCUGCCUGGGGGGUACGGGACAAUGGAGGAGCUCUUUGAGGCCAUCACGUGGAGUCAACUGGGCAUCCAUGGUCGGCCGGUCGUGCUUUACAAUAUUCGUGGGUUCUUUGAUGAUUUGCAGCGCUGGGUUCGUACGUCUGCAGAGGUUGGCUUUGUUUCCAGCCCUCAUUUGGCACUCUUCAAUGUUGCCAAUACCAUGCAAGAGCUCAUCGAGAUGGUUCAGUUGGCUCCAGCCGCUGGUCGAUACUCGCUCUGUUGGAGUGACCAUAAACUAUAG